Acyrthosiphon pisum (pea aphid) is the source of this 633-nucleotide messenger RNA. RefSeq lists its product as uncharacterized. The record is from RefSeq and is a predicted model, not a curated record. NCBI's taxonomy places the organism in Eukaryota, Metazoa, Arthropoda, Insecta, Hemiptera, Aphididae. The coding region runs from base 1 to 633 and encodes 210 amino acids. The transcript has 4 exons.
AUGGCUAUUAAGGAGUUUGUUGCUAAACAAAAUGGGCUACCGGUCACAGAUGUGACUUGGCGCCACAUAGCUAUAUAUUUAGAUGCACUUGACGGAUUCUCAGAAUUCGUCAAGUGCAUCUAUUUUGCGCUGUGUGGUGCCACUACGCCGAGUCAUAAAGCUCAACUUACAGUAGUCGACUGGCUCCGGCGCCCGGUCACCAUUGAACGGAUUUUAUUCAGUCCAGAGGCGGCGAAUAACAAAAACUUAGGGGGUGAACUUGGAGUCUAUCCAAUGUAUGAUGUUCAAAAAUCCGUUUGGGUAACGCCAAAUGAUAGACUCCAGUUCGCCCCCAGUUUGACCACAAAAAGGGGUAUCGAGGAUGUGUUGGAGCAGUACCACAAUCCUCGAUAUCCCAACUUCAAUUUUCCAAAGCCUCAAAAAUCAAGAAAACAGAGGAGGCCGCCAAUUAAUAUUGAAUUACUCAACCAACAAGACAAUCAAUUGGCCAUUGCCCCCCCCCCUCCCCUGUUCCUUCCUCUUCCACCACCCUCCCUUUUAAAUCCUCUCCUACCUCCCUUCCUAUUCCUUCAAUGUCCCAUUCCUAUCCUUCCACUGCUCCUGGCCAUUCCUCUGUUUCUACUUCUCCUUUAA